AUGUUUAACAGCACACCGGACGAUGUUGUGGGUCUGUCGUGGCGGGAGGAGCGAGACUUGCGGAGAGCCAUGUAUGACUCCUUACGUCGGGUUCGCCAGGAGCAACGUCGUAGGCAACCGAACGCAGUUUCGAAGCCUCCGGAGGCGGGGAUAAAUAGUCAACGGAAGUUGCGCAGCUUCUCUAAUUUGCCAAGCGACAUCAGCAGCAGCAGCAGCAGCAGCAGUUCAGCCAAUCGGGCGGUAAUUGGAGACGAGCAACUAUCGCCCAUGCAAUUCCCCAAAUCGCCAAUCCAUCAGAAGCCGUUCUUGCCCCUGGCGAAGGAUACUAAGGGGCGGGAAUGCAGUCCGUCUGGCACAUCUACCAACGUGAUUCGAGGCAGGCGUCCCGUCCCGCGGCCACCUCGGAUCCCUCCAACCUCCCCUUCUAGCCGACUGCUGCAGUUGAGUAAGAAGUUGAAGGCAAAAGCGGCUCGGCGGACGGCUUCGGUG
Messenger RNA from Dibothriocephalus latus, 489 nucleotides. The record is from the annotation of a GenBank genome assembly. Lineage: Eukaryota; Metazoa; Platyhelminthes; Cestoda; Diphyllobothriidea; Diphyllobothriidae.